CAAGCGGAGCGGCGAGGAGGGUGCGACCGGCGAGCAGGGGCCCAGGAGUACUCGCCGCCUUCCGGGCUCCCCUCCGCGCUCCAGGGCGCGGGCACCACUGCGGGCCCCUCGGGCGGGCGCCGGGCUCGGGGCUCCAGGAGUCUGGGGCCGCCCGCCGGGGCGCCGGGACCAUGGCUCUGCGCGCCCGGGCUCUGUACGACUUCAGAUCGGAGAACCCGGGCGAGAUCUCUCUGCGGGAGCACGAGGUGCUGAGCCUGUGCAGUGAGCAGGACAUCGAGGGCUGGCUCGAGGGGGUCAACAGUCGCGGGGACCGCGGCCUCUUCCCGGCCUCGUACGUUCAGGUGAUCCGCGCCCCCGAGCCCGGGCCGGCGGGCGACGGCGGCCCGGGAGCCUCGGGCGCUCCGGCCCGCUACGCCAACGUGCCCCCCGGAGGCUUCGAGCCCCUGCCCGCCGCGCCGCCCGCCUCCUUCAAGCCGCCGCCCGAUGCCUUCCAGCCACUGCUGCAGCCGCAGCAGGCGCCGCCGCCGAGCACCUUCCAUCCGCCAGGCGCGGGCUUCCCGUACGGCGGGGGCGCCCUGCAGCCGUCGCCGCAGCAGCUCUACGGCGGCGGCUACCAGGCCAGCCAGGGCAGCGACGAUGACUGGGACGACGAGUGGGACGACAGCUCCACGGUGGCUGACGAGCCGGGUGCGCUGGGCAGCGGCACGUACCCGGACCUCGACGGCUCGUCGUCUGGGGGCGUCGGCGCGGCGGGCCGCUACCGCCUGUCCACACGCUCCGACCUGUCGCUAGGCUCCCGUGGCGGCUCAGUGCCUCCGCAGCACCACCCGUCUGGGGCCAAGAGCUCGGCCACCGUGAGCCGUAACCUCAACCGCUUUUCCACCUUCGUCAAAUCGGGCGGAGAGGCCUUCGUGCUCGGCGAGGCAUCGGGCUUCGUGAAGGAUGGAGACAAGCUGUGCGUGGUGCUGGGGCCCUACGGCCCUGAGUGGCAGGAGAACCCCUACCCUUUCCAGUGCACCAUUGACGACCCCACCAAGCAGACCAAGUUCAAGGGCAUGAAGAGCUACAUCUCCUACAAGCUGGUGCCCACGCACACGCAGGUGCCGGUGCACCGGCGCUAUAAACACUUCGACUGGUUGUACGCGCGCCUGGCUGAGAAGUUCCCGGUCAUCUCGGUACCCCACCUGCCCGAGAAGCAGGCCACGGGCCGCUUCGAGGAGGACUUCAUCUCUAAGCGCAGAAAAGGGCUGAUCUGGUGGAUGAACCACAUGGCCAGCCACCCUGUGCUGGCGCAGUGCGACGUCUUCCAGCACUUCCUAACGUGCCCCAGCAGCACGGACGAGAAGGCCUGGAAACAGGGCAAGAGGAAGGCCGAGAAGGAUGAGAUGGUUGGCGCCAACUUCUUCCUGACCCUGAGCACGCCCCCCGCUGCCGCCCUUGACCUGCAGGAAGUGGAGAGCAAGAUCGACGGCUUCAAGUGCUUCACCAAGAAGAUGGACGACAGUGCGCUGCAGCUCAACCACACGGCCAACGAGUUUGCGCGCAAGCAGGUUACGGGCUUCAAGAAGGAAUAUCAGAAGGUGGGCCAGUCCUUCCGUGGCCUCAGCCAGGCCUUUGAGCUGGACCAACAGGCCUUCUCGGCUGGCCUGAACCAGGCCAUCGCCUUCACCGGAGAUGCCUAUGACGCCAUCGGCGAGCUCUUCGCCGAGCAGCCCAGGCAGGACCUGGACCCAGUCAUGGACCUUUUAGCACUGUAUCAGGGGCACCUGGCCAACUUCCCUGACAUCAUCCACGUUCAGAAAGGAGCUCUUACCAAAGUAAAGGAGAGUAGGCGACACGUGGAAGAAGGGAAGAUGGAGGUCCAAAAGGCUGAUGGCAUUCAAGAUCGCUGUAACACUAUUUCUUUUGCCACUUUGGCUGAAAUUCACCAUUUCCAUCAAAUUCGAGUAAGAGACUUUAAAUCACAGAUGCAGCAUUUCUUACAACAACAAAUAAUAUUUUUCCAAAAAGUGACGCAGAAGUUGGAGGAGGCUCUUCACAAAUAUGAUAGUGUUUAAUGACUGGUUGUUGGAUUGUGGACUUUUUUUCAGUUCAAGGAUAAUUUCUACAGCAGAAUAAAUACUGCUAUCAAAGAGCUAUUGCCAACUAUCAGCAGUGGUACAAGGAUGGUUUUGUGUUCAACUGAAACUCGGCUGAAUAUAUAAUUCUGUAGGAAAGAAACAGUUAAUAUGGUUAUAUAAUAGAAACAGUACCACACAUUGUAACUAAAUUAUACUAUGUAUGCCUACACUACCAUUGUAACUUUUGGAAUAAUGAUUAUACUAUUUGCCUUAUUGCUUUUUGAAGUAUGGGUAUUUUAGUGCAUACUUUGUAGACCUCAAAACCCACGAAGGGUCUCAAAGAAGCUGGCUGGGUAAAAGCCUGCUGAGGAUGCCUUUUUACUCUCUUAGAUUGGGAUUACUGAAAUUCAACCUGUUCUCUGUUUACAAACUCCAACUAGAGCAGCUAUGCGACUUUGUGCCUUUAGACUCUUGGUUUUUCAUUUCUGCACCCUGCCCCCACCCCUGUUUCUUUUAUUUUAAAGUAACCACAACUUUUCUGAUUGAAAGAGUGAAAGGCCAGUGUACAUAAUGACAAACUGCCGGGAACCUCCUACUGGCGCUGGGGGCGGGCUGGGAGGAUCAGCUGUCAUCAGCUUGCCCAGCGAGUUUUGUCUUCUGAUACACGCUGGUGAGCGCAGUGGAGGGAGACGCCUGCUCAUCUUUGGAUAUAGUGUCUGUUAGGGAAGAAAUGGUGCCACUCUGUUCCCUUAGAUGCUACAGUAGCAUAGCCUCUUCACUCAGGUGUCGUGGAAACUUGGAGUGGAGAUGGAAUCGAACAUGUCUUAUAACCUGGAGAAGGAGUCUAAUCAGCUGGGGACAUGAGCACAGAAUCAGUGACGACACACACUCAAUUUUAGUUCUUAGGAGGGUUUUCUUUUCCUUUGUUUUUCUUUUUUUUUUUUAGCUUGAAGAUUUUCUUUUAAUAUUCAGCGUGAUUUUUUUUUUAAUGGAUCUACACUGUUAACUGAUUGAGACUCCACUGUGAUUCACUCGUUUACUUAAUCAAAAACUUUUCAGGGAUGUCUGUAAAAUUCAGUGUUAUACGUGAUGAAAAGUAGUGUUGGUUGAUCUAAGGAGGGACCAGAAAUAAUUUCUACUAUUCCAAAUGCUGACAGAAAAAAGUAAUUUUUUUUAAAGUAUUGGUAAGCCCCCAGGACAUUUAACCUUUCAAAUUAUUUUGAGUAUAUUCUUUUAUUAUUAUAAGGGAAAUACAAAUGGCUAAUAAAUACCAAAAAAGAUUCAAAAGCAGCUUAAUUUAAAAAGCACAAAGAGGUUCUGGCUUGAAACACCAAAAUCUCAACGUUUUUAUAGUUGCUGAGCUCAGUAAUGUGAUUCUUGAGUUUACAGAUUUAAAAAUUGUCACUGAAAGAUUAAAGUAUCUACUGUUUUUGAUGAAGUCAAACGUAUGCUGCCUCAGAAAUCCCUGGGUAUUGAAAUGGUAACAUGGAAGUAAAGAGGUCAGUUUGAAAUGUUAGUGAGUCACACUGAUUAAAAGAAAAGGGUCAAUUUGCAGGUAGUCAUACAAAGAGAAGGUUAUUGAAGUGAAUACUCAACAGCACAUUUACUCUAAAAAGUAAUCUCACAUGGGUUGAAUUUUUAAGAUCAGAGUAUCAUAAUUUUGAUCAAAAUUUUAUACCUUAGGUAACUUAGAGCCAGAUUUAACAUCAUGUGGCUUUGUCUCUACUACCGACAUGUGGAACUGUAACCAAAUACGUUGUUCUCUAAAAAGUAACUUUCUCCUGUUGAUUGCAAAAUGCAGUUCUAUAAACAAAACCCAUCUAUAUAAAUGUUAAUUUUAUUACAGAAGUUUGGAGAUUAUACUUAUAGCAUUUAAUUUAAGUUUGAGUCUAUUGGACAAAUAAGCAGUAUGCUUGUCAAAUGAUUUGAAAAUCAGUUUUAUUUGCCUUCUUUUUUGAUGGUGGUUUGACUUUUUUUUUUUUUUUUUUUUUUCUUUUAAGGAGAAUCACUAAACUUGUGCGAUGGUAGCAUGGAAAUUAUCUGAGGUGUCUUGUAUGAUUGUGCUUUGGCCAGGGUGGACAUAGCUUAAAUUAUAAAAACUAAAGAUGAAAGAACAAGAAAGUAUAAGUUCAUGCUGCCUAUUUAGAAGGAAACUUUCAUUUUUCAUAACUAUAUAACAUUAUAAUGCCACUGAUUCAUAAGGGGUUUAAAUUAAUUCUGUGGGGUAGGACACCAGAAUUAUUAGUGUUCAUUUUCAUCUAAGAUCUUUAUUUCUCUAACGUUCUUGGUCCUAUUGAAACAUUUCAGUAUACAAACAUACUGCAAUGUUAAUACCCAAGAGAAAAGCCAUCAUAAUGUGUAUGCUGGUCAUUAUGAUCAGAGUGGUACAAUUUUUUAAAAUAAACUAUCAUGCCCUUUAUGCCAUUAUGUCUUUAUUUCUGUAGUUUAUAAUUCUGAUAUAUGGUGUAUUUAGAACAGGAGGGCGUCCUCUGGAGCCCGGUUUUAGUAUUUUAGUGACAAAGUCGUUUAUGUGCUGCAGCUAUAAUGCAGUGAGACUGGUUCUCCAGCCAUACUUGGGAACCCCUUUGCUCUUCUAGGCUGUUGUAUCUGAAGGAACACUUUAAACCCAGGAAAAGGGAACACAUUUGAAAGUGAAACAGAGAGUCAGUGCUUGUUGGCUUUAGUAGAGUUGUAACUGGGAUUUUCUUGGGCUUUAGCGAUCCAGUUGUCUUACAUUUAUUCAUAAGAAUACAGCAGAUUCUUAAAUACUGAUUUUUAAUUGUCUGGAAUUUUGCUGCUGUUCUCACCAUUAAGGACUUGAAAAAUGUUUUAGUCUCUCAAGUCAAGCAUGUAAAGUUUAUGUAUAAACCUUUAAAUGUCAUUCUUUACUAGGUUCAUUGCUACAGCCAUUUUUUCCGUUUAUGCCUUCAUUUCCUCAGAAUCAAAUACUGUGUAUGAUUCUUUUAAAUCCACAAGCAUUAUCCAGUUUUCUCAUUUCCAACCUUAUCUUUGGCUAACAGAAUAAGUAAAACAGGGUACUAUUUAUUUAUAGACUAAAAAUGUUGAAUAUUGUUUCAUUUCCUUCAAAAUGUUAUGAUUAGUGCAGAUCAGCCAUGUUUAUCUUUUAAAAAAUUAACAAAGGUUGCUAUAUUUCUCAACUUCAAUGGAAUAUUAUAAUUAUUUAUUCUCCAGUAGUCAAGGAGGCAUUUAUUUACUGUGAAAGACUUAAACAGAAAAAUAGAAGCGUGUGUUGACUGUCUUAAGCUCCCAUCUGCAGUUGCUGUAUAAAUUGUUCACAAAACUCUGUAGUAAGUUUUGAUUUAAAACCAUAAACCAUUUGGGUGGUCCCACUGAGUACCUGCUUCUGUUACUAACUUCAGUAACUAUUAAGCAUAUAGCAGUAAAUUGUGAGUGAGAUGUUUUGAAAUAAUAGAUACCAUGAGUCCAGCACCUGACACAUAGUAGGUACUUUAAAUAAAGUACUUCACACACUGUAUCUGUUGGGGACCGUCACUGUUGGUUGCCAGAAACAGGCCAGCUCAAACUAGCCUAAUUUGAAAUGGAAAGGGUCAUGGAUGGGUACAGGGACUGGUGACUCCCACACGUGGCCAAAAGUCCCAUCUAGAAGUAAGCUUGCCCUCUAUGUGGGGCUUUGUAAUCUGUCAAUUUCUCUUCUUUAUGGGUCCAUUUUAUUUAUUUUUCUUCCUUUGGCUUGGCUUUUUCAGCAUCUUCUAAUACAUCUAAAACAACCAAGCCAUCUUGUAGUCACAGAUUUCCUUGGGCCAGUGGUGGACACCUGACCAAACUGGACAAAUCAGCUGUGGCCUGGACAGGGUGGUGGUGAGGGUGCUGAGAGGAGAGGUUCUCUUAAAGGGUGUGUGAGGGUAGAAAGGAAACCACAGGAACUAAUGUCAAGUUAAAUGUUUAAUUUCACUUGGUCAGGGUCAGAGUUACCCUUGACAAGCUCCCCUUGGUCACAUGUAGAAGCAAGAGAAUUCCUCACGCAGUAAGCUCUGGUGAGUUUGAGAAGUGGUGAGUAGACUUCUGGGCAGAGUACAGAAGGGUGCUAUGCUAGGGCACUGGGGGCGGGGACCUGGAAAGACCCAGCUGAGGAUCUGCCUUUGCCCCAGGCCUCUGAGCUGAUGCGCUGUGAAUCUGGGAUUGGGUGACGGCUAAAGCCUUUCUAGGGAUGACGAGUUCUUCCUACUUGGCCCUGAUUCUGAGGAUGUCCGAAUCCCAUCAUGCUGGUGACCGAGAUGGAACUUCUAAAAGUGGCUUGUUUUAUUAGACAGUUCAGCUUCCUUGGGUGAACUUGUACCCAAAGUCCAUGAAGUUGUCUUAAAAGGGUUUAGAAACACACAAGAUGUAUGUUAUACCUGGAAAUGAUUCCUAAGUUUGAAGUGGCCACAUGCACCAGAUUUUAUUUUUCUAGUGCUUUAAAUUUUCAGUCACUCCAGGAAAUGGCUCUCAGGGCUUAAUAGCUGCUGAGUUGUAGGACUUCUCUGGGAGCAUAGUGGGGAAGCUGAUCCAGCACAUCAGUGAGAAAGGCACCGCAUUGGAGCCAGGGGUCACACCCUAGCUUCUCUACUCUGAGUGACCUCAGGCAACUCACCAGCCCAUCUGUGAGCCUACUGAGAUUUUAUUGAAUUAUUGAGAAUAUUAGAUUAACCAGUAUGUAUAGUCCUUAACCAUUUGGCAGUAUUCCCUUCUAAAUAACAACCAUAGGAAGUGAUACAAAUUCCAGAAGUAGGUACUUAGUAAAAGAUAGCAAUGUUCCCAAACAUUGUGUGACCUUGAGCUGGCCACUCAAGCUCUCUGAGCCAGUUUUCUAUCUGUAAUGGGAAAUAUUGCGAGAACUGAAUGACACAGGAAAAGCCCUGAGCCCAAUGCAUGGCAAGAGUGAGAACGAUAAAGAUCAUCUGUGAUUAUGUGAGAAGGCAUGAGAUGAAGAGUUUAAAUAAUAAGAACUUCUGAUCAGCUGUAAACAAUCCACACUGCUGUCAGCCAUGGCUGUCUCACCUUGCACCUUCCUUUACCAGCUCCUCCAUCCAACCUGGCCUCUGGUCCAAACUCCCCUCCAGAUUUCCAGAACCCUUGCAUAGCAUCCUUGCAUAUUCUGCCUAAAAGCCUAAUUCCCUGCUUCUCAGACUCACCAAACUCCUGCUGGGUGGGUAGGGGCUUAGCUCUCCAGAGCCCUGUGCCAUAAGGCUCCCUACUUGGUCUUGAAGUGCUAAAUACCAGUAUGUUUGGGAGGCUGUCCUCUAGUUCAAACCAGAAUAUCUGAAGAAGACAGCUCAGAAUUCUGUUUUUGUUCACCAAAUUAAUCAUGAUUUUAUUGACAUCUGCUGUUUUCACACCUUAUAAAAAAUAUGUACUUGAGGCCUAGGACAAAGAGAGGCAGCACACAGCCCUGAUCUCAUGCCAUGCAACACAUUUCUAAAUGACAAUCAUUGCCUUCACUCUGGGAAGCUGAAUUUAAUGCCUCUGAAUGGCUUUGUGAGCAACCAUGUUCUGAAUCAAAUAAAACAUCGGUAUAGACCAAGUUUGAUUAGACAACACGGUGGUUCUGCUUUUGUUAAACCUAACAGUUUUAGAAAAUGCAAAGUUUUAGGUUUUGAUUCAAAUGGUUCCCUUAGGGAGAAAAAUCUUUUUUAAAAAAUUGGAGUAUAGUUUAGGAUUUAGUAAAUUAGAUUCAGCUUAAAACCUUUGAUGUUUUAAUCUAUGUGUUGGUGUUCAGCGUCUGUAGUUUUGAUCACUUUUUAAUGCCCUGGCCUCAGUUUGUGAACUUGUUUUGAACCAGCUGGAGUAGUGAGGUGCCAGUUGCAUGUUCAGUACAAGGCUGCAGCUGUGUGAAACCAAGUCCAUGAGCUGUGUCCUUUAUCUGAACCAAAAUACCUAUGGGGAAAGCAAAACCUAUAAUUCUGGGGGGAAAAAGAUGGGGGGAGGUUCUGAACAAAUGGUGCUUUUUAAUGGCUCCUAUUCUAGAAUCCAUGGGAGGAAAUUUUGACUUUUUAGGUACCCAUCGUGACAGGCAAUCCCAUGAUAAAUUACACAGUUAUCUGAAGGAUUAAAAACCAUAGGUGUCAGUCUGAAAAAAAAAACAACUUCACACACCAAUACAGAAUUCCCCCACUGCCAAAAAUUACAUGACAAAAAGAAAAGGGCAGAACAAUAUUUUAUAUGCUACCCUUUGAGUAAAAGAGAACAUAAUUAUAUUUGCUUAUAUAUGCCUAGAUUAUUUCUGAAAGUAGAGGCAAACAAUAGGUAACAAGGUAACAUUGUUUGCUUUGGAGUCUCGGAACUGGGUGGCUGUGGGGUAGGGUUGGGAAGGAGAUUUUUAUUUUAUGCCUUUUUAUAUCUUUGAAUCAUUGAAGAAUGUAUUUUCUAUUUUAAAAAUAAAAAUAGUGAAAGAUAAAUGUUAAAAUUGACAAAGGGACUAGUCAAAAAAAAAAAAAAAGUAAAAAGGAGGUUGGAACAAUAGCUCUGUGCCAAACCCUCUGAGACCUGGAAACAGAUUGUCCAAGCAUAGGAGGAACAAUCUCAUGCAGACAAUGGACUCACAAUGGUGACCAAAUCAGUCGUCAUCAUGUUAUUCCAUGCUGAAAUCCAGCAGCAUUAGGAAGUGUACUGUUACAAGACCGUGUAAAGUGUACUGUACAGAGAGGUGUGACCAAACCAUAGUCUGUUGCUCUCUGGUACAGGUUAUUCUUUUGUCUUCCUCCUUGCCCUGUGAAGUCUUCCAGCAAUGCUCUAACCCCUGUGUCUGGCCCCUUCUCUGCACUCCUGUCACUUUUGUGAUGACAUUUAGCAACUAAGCACCCAUAGAUCCUGAGCUGAUUUUGAUUUCUUUUUCCUACCACUUACACAUCGAGUGUGUAUUCUGCUCUAGGUAUGGUACUAUUACCUACCAUUACAUACAUUAUUUUAUCUAAGGAACUCACUUACAAAACCACUUGACAGACAAAGAAACGGGCCUCUUGACAUUCCGUGAUGGUCACAACAGCCAGAAAGCGGCAGAGCUGAGAUCUGAACCCACGUCAUCUGACUCCAGGGUCACCUGACCCCAUAGCUCUCAUUACUAAUCACUUUACAACCUACUUGAGGACAGAGGCACAUGCCCUUGAGCUGAAGAGGAGGUGGUGGAAUAGUCCGCCUGAGGACCAGCACUGUCUCUGUCCUCAUCUCCCCAAGACCCGGCAGCGUGAGAGGCGUGGGGUGUAAAUGCAGGAGAACUGUGCCUCGAGAACAGAGGACCUCUGUGACUCACCAGAGUUGCGAAUCCCACUAAAUUGCAUUUUAUGAAAGAAAAUGGCAAAAUGCUAGCCCUCUGCGUUUGCACCACCAGCACAAGUGACUGGCCUUCUCGGGAGGGCUGUUCUCCACAAAGACCUGUGUCCUGGUUCCAGGAGAACGGAGGCAUUGGCCGUAGGAGGAGAUUGGUGUGGCCAGCUGAAGUGCCCGCCUUAUUCCAGCUGCGGGCCUGCUUCUGUGCAGCCGGCUCCAUUCAGAGCCAUGCCCAGACCCAGGACCACAGGUUACACCCUACCCAGCCCUCUGUGAUCGGCUGUCAUUUGACUAUCAAAUCCGUAUGUGCCAGUUUGCUGCUGUGUGUUCUUCCUAAACACAACUGGCAGUUUGAAAGGUACAAGCUGAGCUCCAAGAAUCAGGAGGAAAACUGGCCUCUGAGCAAGUGGCCAAGGGGUGUCACAGGUCAAGACCAGGAACUUACCACCAACAGAGCCAUUUAGAGACUGAAGCGUCAAAUGAGAUGAAAAGUCAUAUAUUGUCACUCUGAUUCUUUCACUCCUUCAAUACGAAAACUUUGAAUGGAACCAGACUACAAGCCUUCUGACUAGCACAUCCUUUCCUGCUUUACCCUGUGGGAAACCAAAUCAUCAUUAAAAAGUUGCUGUGAAAAAGGGAAUUACCCCAACAUCAACACAUUUGAGUCACUUACCUUCGAAAGCUGGAUGAAGCCAUUGGCACAGUAGAGAUAUCCUGGACCCUGAUUCACUUGUUCAACAAGUAUUUACUGAAUGCGUGUUUUCCAGGCAUUGUUUUAGGCACUGGGAAUACAGCAGUGAACAAGACCAACCAAGACCGCAGCCCUCACAGAUGGACACACUAGUGUGGGAGACAUAAUAACUAAAAGUACUUGUGAAAUAGAUGAUAUUUAGAGGAUGGAAGUGGCAUAUAGAAGAAUACACUGGGAUAGGUUGGGGAGUAUGAGCAGUGAGAGGUGGGAGAAUUUGUUCCUUUAAAUAAGGUGGUCGGGACAGGCCUCCCAGCCUGGUGUAAAGACCUGAAGGACCUGAGAGUGAGCCACGUGGACACUCAGGGGAAGAACAUUACAGAACAUGGACAGCAAGUGCAAAGGCCCCAAGGCAGGAGCACACCUAGCAGGUUUGGAGCACAGCAGGGAGGCAGUGUGGGAUGGGGGUGGGGAGUAGGGGGUAGGGGUAGUGGUGGUGCGGGGCUAAGUAGGAGGAGAGGAAGCCUAGAGGUAGGAGAUCCAGGUCGCAGAAGGCCACAUAUAGGCUGUUGUGAGGACUUUGGCUUUUACUUUGAGUAAGAUGGGUGCCCUUGGAGGGUUUGAGUGGAAAAGAGCACGAUCUGCCUUAUAUUGUGACUGGGUGACUUUAGCCCCUCGUUGAGCGUGGCAAGGCAGAAGCAGAGAGACCAGUUAGGAGGCUUUGUGAUAAUCCAGACAUGAUGGGGGCCCACACUAGGAUGGAGGCAGUGGAGGCUGAGGACAGUUGGGUCGAGUCCCUUGAUCAGGGCCCUUGUCCCCAGUGUGGAACUUAGCAAGCACAGGAUCAAUGCCUUCCUUGUUUCCUAAGCCUCCAUGGCUGAUGACCAUCCUUUCUGAUUGACAAAUUCUUACUUAACAAUCUAUCUUGCUGAUUCAAGAGCCAUUCAUUCUCCUUAGCACGACUCUUCUAUUAAGUAUUGAUUUUGUAACUCAACUCUCAGAGAAUACUCUUUCUUAUUUUAAGUUCCUAGGGGCCACUCCAUCACUGCCCCCAGGUACAAGAGCUGACGAGAGGUCUGACACAGAAAAUUGACUUCCAUGGUUCUGGGUGCACACGCCUGUAUUUCAGCAGUAGAUGGGCCACCCUGGUCAUGGCCUGAGGGUCUUGUCUCGCACUCGGUGAGGCGGUGUCUGCCUGGUUGCCACGGUGCUACCUCUGACUCAUGCUGGUAUCUGCAACGUAGAGGUUGAGGCCCGGAGGUUGUUGCCUCUCUGUCUACCCUGGGGACCUCCUGCACUGCCUGGUCAGGAUGCUGCCAGUGAUAUUUGCAAACUGAAUUGACAAACUUUAACAGACUGUUCGUGAUUCCCUUGGAUUCCUUCCCUCUCCCUAAUGUGUAAACACUUGACGCACUGCUCUCCAUGACUGGGCCUCCACUGUGCUUUGUGCUCUGCCUGCUGGCGGCCCAGGGGGCUCCUGCAGUACCACGUCUGUCCUUGCUGAGCCUUUUUAUUGAAAUUGCCUUGCUCCCAUUUAUUCAUCUGUUUUUUGUUAUUGUUGUUUUUGUUUUUUAAACCAUUCCCUGUCUUUUAAUAAAUAUCUGCAAAUGAGUUGAUAAAACUUUAAAGGAUUCCUCUCUCAGUCUCUCCUACUUUCAGUUAUGGGAUGUUUUGACAGUGGCUUUACAUUAGGAUCACUUAGGGAACUCUAAAAAGUAUUAAGAUGCCUGGAUCCCACUCUUGGCCAACUGAAUCAGAAUCUAGAGAGUGGGGCAUAGGCUUCAGUAUGUUUUAAAACUCCCCAGAUGAUUCUGAUGUACAACUUGGCUUUUUCCUUCUAGUCAGUAUAAACAGGGCCUGGCACCAGAAGGCUGUUGUGGCUUCUCAUUCACCAAGGCACUCAAAGGUUCCCUGUACACGAGAUCUUACAGAGAGUAAGAACCAAGGAAGGCAUUGAAAGAAGACAACGUUCCUUAUAUAAAUUCAAAUCUCUGUUCCAUUCGCAGAACACAUGGCCUGUCAUGAAUGAUGAAUUAAUACAGUUUUAGUCUGUAAUCCAUUUUGAAUGGCACAGUUUUAUGUAUUGUAUUUUGUAUGUGUUAAAAGCAAUGGUCUGUUAAAUAUGAAUGAUUAAAAUAUACCACAAAGUG
Molecule: messenger RNA, 12182 nt
Organism: Camelus dromedarius (Arabian camel)
Lineage: Eukaryota; Metazoa; Chordata; Mammalia; Artiodactyla; Camelidae
Gene: SNX18
Product: sorting nexin 18
Exons: 2
Coding region: 171-2057 (628 amino acids)
Biological process (GO): cleavage furrow formation; endocytosis; protein transport
Cellular component (GO): plasma membrane; cytoplasmic vesicle
Molecular function (GO): protein binding; phosphatidylinositol binding
Source: RefSeq, a predicted model, not a curated record